Sycon ciliatum is the source of this 5399-nucleotide messenger RNA. Its product is annotated as phosphatidylinositol 4,5-bisphosphate 3-kinase catalytic subunit beta isoform-like. Gene Ontology annotation, cellular component: cytoplasm; phosphatidylinositol 3-kinase complex; plasma membrane. The transcript has 26 exons. Lineage: Eukaryota; Metazoa; Porifera; Calcarea; Leucosolenida; Sycettidae. Gene Ontology annotation, biological process: phosphatidylinositol-3-phosphate biosynthetic process; cell migration; phosphatidylinositol-mediated signaling. Gene Ontology annotation, molecular function: 1-phosphatidylinositol-4-phosphate 3-kinase activity; 1-phosphatidylinositol-3-kinase activity. The record is from RefSeq and is a predicted model, not a curated record. Bases 464 to 3667 code for a protein of 1067 amino acids.
AAGCCUCGAAGCCUUUGAAAGAAGAGUUAGUAAAAUACCAGUAGUCAGCGUGAGGUCUGACUCUGACUAAGGAAGCUACAUGUAUUGAGACUGAGCAGUGGGCAGUUCGCCAAACAACAAGUCGGUUAGUGAGAAGACAACAUUAUUAUCAUGGUCGUCACUGUGCCAGUUUGAGCUUCCAACGCCGUUUCUUUGCUAGUAAUAAAAAUUAAUAGUAGCGGAGUUUGAAGGUUUGUCAGUCGUUUCAGCGAUGGCCUGAAAAACACGCGGGUCGAAAUUAUACACUUUGGCGUGACAGGAGGAUCGAAGUUGUCUUCGUGCUGUGGUAGCGCGCUAUUCGGUCACUUUGAAGUGCUUGUGAUACAGGUGCUGGCUCCUUGUUUGAGUUCGCCUGUCGCCGAGCUAGCAGAUAGCGAGCGGGAUAGUACGCUUGUAAACAAGAGAAAGGUCUUUGCCGAAGAAGAUGAGUGUGAUCUAUGGCAUUCACCCCGGUCGGCGUUCCGUUCGGGAUCGUGCCAGGUCGGGCAAGACCGAGUUGAAGGUUUUCUUGCCAUCCGGACUGAUCAUCCCACUCAAGGUCAAGUCUACGAGCACGCUAAGCGAAGUCAAGAAAGAGACUUGGAAGUUUGCAAAGAACUUUCCCUUGUCAGACACUCUGAUGGAACCAGCGGACUAUGUGCUGUGCACGAUAACGUCGACUAACGGAGUGGAGGAGGAGUUGCUCGAGGAGACCGUUCAGCUGUGUGAUGUAGACUAUUAUAUGCCAAUCUUCUCGGUGAGACUUCAGCAGGGCAACACCGAGGACAGGCUGAUGAUGAGACGUCUCAACAUAGCCGCCGGCAUGGGACUUAGCACUGGAACUCAGAAGGACUCUCGCCUGGGGACUGCCGUUGACCCGGCCACCGAGGAGAUCAUGGACUUCAAGCGUAGUGUCGUCUAUGAAGUGUGUGACCCAGCGGUGAAGAAAAGAUGUGAGUCGUGGGAGACACGUGCUAGCUACCAGUACGGCUGUGAGACUGAACCCAGCCCGGAGUUGCCCGACUCGAUUCUCAAGCUGAUCGCCUCCAACCAUUCCUUUGUCGUCAACGUCAUGCCUGACCCUAACAUAUCGUCCACUAAGUCUUUGAUGGUGGCACUCAAGUGUGACGUGAAUGAUCUGAUACGAGACGUGGUCAAGGUGAAACUGCGUCACACCAAGCAGCAGGACAUUGGCGACGGCGAGAUCAACGUUGAUGACUACGUCAUGAAGAUCACUGGCAGGGAAGAGCUGUUGCUAGGCAACUAUCCAUUAGUACAAUACACGUACAUUCGCCGCUGUCUUGCCAAGGCUGUGCGGCCAGACUUGGUGCUGCUGUUGAAGUCUGACAUUCAGUUCUAUGGGGAUCUUGAUCGCGUUGUCUAUCCAGCCACGACACCAGCACUGCCAGAUCGGUCUUACAUCAAUAACGAUGAGACUGAGACGUCGCUCUGGAGCAUCGGCAACCCGCUAGUCUUCAAGGUGGUGCGUGCCGAUAACUUAAACACUGACAACGAAAGUCUGGUCCGUGUUCAUGUUGGCAUAUACCAUGGUAACGAAGCACUGUGCUCCAUCGAACGAUCCAGACCAAUGAGUGUUAGCAAUCAGGGUGUGUCUUGGAAUGAGAAUAUUCAUUUCUCCGAGCUACUGGUGAAGGACAUCCCGCGCAGUGCACGCCUAUCCCUGGUCAUCUACACGAUCCGAAAAACCAAGCGAAACAAGGCCAAGGAGUCCAAAGUAGGUCUGCAGUGGGCCAACCUACCACUGUUUGACUAUCAGCGCCGCCUACGCACUGGCAUGGUCAUACUGCGAUGCUGGCCAUGGGAGGGGGCACUGUAUGAUGAGCUAAACCCCAUCGGCACCACCACACAGAAUCCCAUCGAGAACUGCACCACCGUUGAGCUCGAGUUUCCGAAAUUUGGCAAGCCAGUGGUCUUCCCCUCGCUGCCAAAGGUGUUGGAGAAGGCCUCGCAGUGUGCCAAGGCAGCUGGAGAGAAGCAAGAGAGUUUCAUGACCGCAGGCAGAACGCAGAGCAAGUCCAUUGCCAGUGAACUACUGAUCACUAUCAAACGAGAUCGUCUCUAUCAACUGGAGGAGCAAAACAAGGAGAUUCUAUGGAGGUUUCGUCUGAACUGCAUGGAUCACCCGCACUCGCUUCCAAAGCUACUGCAGGCGGUCAAGUGGUCGUCCUGUGAGGAUGUAGCAAUUAUCCUGGCCAUGCUGCAGGGCUGGCCGACCAUUGAACCGGAGGCAGCACUGGAACUUCUCGACUAUAGCUAUACUGAUGAGAAUGUCAGAGACUUUGCUAUCAAGUGUCUGGACACAUGCAGUGAUGAGCAGCUGUUGACAUAUCUACCACAGCUGGUGCAGGUGCUGAAGUAUGAGUCGUAUCUGGACUGUACACUGGGCCGGUUCCUGCUGAGGAGGGCCCUGGUCAGUCGACGGCUCGGGAACUUUCUCUUCUGGUUCAUGAGGGCGGAAAUGCACACACCGGAGGCAACACGCUAUGGGUUGCUGCUGGAGGCCUACUGUCGUAGCAGCGUGUCUCACAUGUGUGAGCUGAUAAGUCAGAUUAAUGCCAUGGAUCACUUCAACACUGUCUCCAUGACACUACAGGGUGAAAAGUAUGAGAAAAAGGCGGCUAAGUCGUUGAAAGAGCCUGCAUGUGAACUGCUACAGGCUGAUGGCAAAGAAGAGCUGUGUCGAAACUUCUUGUCACCGCUCAAUCCAUCAGUCAGACUUGGUCCUCUCUUGUGUGAGAAUGUGAAGGUGUUUGACAGCAAGAAGCGGCCAUUGCUGCUCAGGUUCCAGAACCUGCAGGAACACAAUAACUCCGGUUUGAAGGAGACCGGAAUCAUCUUCAAGAUCGGUGAUGAUCUGCGUCAGGACAUGCUCACCUUGCAGUUGCUGCGUGUCAUGGAGAGAUUGUGGCAGGCAGAGGGACAUGAGCUCAGAAUGAAUCCGUACGCCUGUCUCUCGAUGGGUCUGAACAUCGGCAUGAUUGAGCUUGUUCCCAACUCAGCGACCAUUUCCAACAUCCAGAAAACGUCAGGCAAGACUGCAGCUGCUUUCGACAAGACCAACAUUUGGAAAUGGUUGAAGGAAAACAACAAAUCUGAAAUGGAUCGCGUAGUGGAGAACUUCACACUCUCCUGCGCUGCGUACUGCGUAGCGACGCUUGUCCUGGGCGUGGGUGAUCGCCAUAACGACAACAUCAUGAUCACGGAAUCUGGAGAGCUGUUCCACAUUGAUUUCGGUCACUUCCUGGGCAACUUCAAGGAGAAGCUGAACAUCAAACGAGAGACCAGCCCGUUCAUUCUGGACACCAGCUUUGUGCACAUCAUCACCCACGGCGGUACACGGCCAGAUGAGAUGCAGAAUUUCCGCAAGCUGAUGGAGACGUUGUACUGCAUUCUUCAUCGCCACGGGAACCUGUUCAUCAAUCUGUUCGCCAUGAUGCUGUCAACGGGCAUACCAGAGUUGAAGCAGCUGGAUGAUAUCCGCUACUUCAGGGACAUGCUGGCCGUCGACAAGAACGAGGACGAGUGUCGCAAGUUCUUCCAGUCCCAAGUUGACGUCGUACUGGCAGGUAAACAGCAGCUGGUCUCUAAGGUCAACUGGAUGAUUCACAGCAUCGCCAAGGACGGUUAGCUUAACAUCCGUGGACGCGGUGACGUGCACAAACGUGUGUAUGUGUGCACGUGUACAAAUGUACGCGCACAAUUAGACUUGUGGAUUAUACCCAUCUAUCGUCUUGUUCACCCAAACGCACAAGCGCAUGUGCACACACACACACACACACACACACACGCACGCACGCACGCCCCCCCCCCCCCCCACACACACACAUACACACACACACACACACACACACACACACACACGCUCACGUGUGCAACUGUCCUACCUGCAUGGCGUGUACACACAGCAAAACGACAUAUUCGGUCUGUCAUAUUGUGCUUGUAGGAAUGCAGGUUUUGCAGAAUCUCAUGCUACCAUGAUCUGCAUUUCCACAUGUGCAUCUGCGACCAUCUGUACACACGGAUUCGAGCAGCACAGAUGUCUACACUUGCUUCUCAGACACACACAGACACACACACACACACACACACACACACACACACACACACACAUACACGCAAGUUAUGACACAUAACUCGUACGCACUGCAAACUAAAAAAUUCACUUGCUGUUUACUUCUGGGCGCUGUGUACAUUGCUGCUGAGUGGAGCAUGUACAAUGAUCUACAUUAGCAUUGCCGUUGUCUUGAGUGUGGCUUAGUACCUAGCUGCCCUGCCCUACCCCUGCUGUUAGUGCCGUGCACCCCCACAUACGUUGUCUUGAGUGUGGCUUAGUACCUAGCUGCCCUGCCCUACCCCUGCUGUUAGCGCCGUGCACCCCCACCGGCAUACUAUGGAUAAUGCAGGGCUGAGCUGGUUACAUUAAAAGGCUGUUCUGUGGAUAGUGCAGGGCUGAGCUGGUUACAUUAAAAGGCUGUUCUGUGGAUAGUGCAGCGCAAUGCUGCAUUCCUUCUGUUGCAUGUACAUUAGCUGUUGCAUCCUGUACAUCAUCACGCUGGCCAGUAUAUCCCGGGUAACCAUUUCCCCCUUGUCAGUUGUGAGCUUGACGGCAUACAGCUCCAGCUGCUCGCGUGUGCUGGUAUUUCAUGGGUCAUUUGCUUAGCCGCUUCCGUUUGCCAUCAUGUGUUGGCUGUUGAGUUCCGAACUCCAAUAUCAACAUCAUCAUGCUGUCAUCGACAUUGACAUUUUCCUGCAUGCUAGUUCACUGAUCAACUUAGCUUGGCACAAUGUCUCUCUCUCACCCCCUCCCGCCAACAAACACACCACGCACGCAAACACACACACACACACACACACACACACACACACACGGUACGUGCCCCAUGCUGAUAUUUAGGGGCGGUGCAUUCGCACCUGGAUGUUUUGAUUUGUUUCCAAUUUUUUUUAGCACUGCAAUGCGAACUUUUGAUUUCUAGGGCGCAUAUCCAAUCAACCCACAAUGGCUGUUGUACCGUCUGUUCUUAUCUGAUGUCAUCCAAGUAAUACAGAGGACAUGGUCGGCCACAUUGUUUUGCCGUUCUGUCUCAGUGUUGCUUGGAUUAUCUCUGUUUCUCCGAGGCUUGUUGCUGGUCGUUCUUUGUUCCGAAUGCCAUUCCCCUGGACCGGUUGUCAUUUAUCCAAAAACCUCGAUCCCAGUCCUCUUUUUUAAAUAAUUUUGUUGAGAAUGCUUUGUGAUGCUUUGUGUUGGUCUUGUCCAAGUUUCGAAUCAUGUUGUUCAGCUGAAUUUUCCUUUUUUCCCGUUUUAUUAAAUUGUAGUUUCUCAUUACUCUUGUCAGCCUAUGCCUGAUCAUCUUGUGCCGUUA